UUGUCAUCUGAUAAGGUUACUCGAGUAUAUUCUGAUAAUUAAAGUGACUCAACAAAUAAUGUUUUCGUAAUACUAAAAUCCCGGAUAUGUUUCAUGAAUUCAUGAUGUCAUAACUUGUGCCGUUCUUGUAUUUUUAUUAUUUAUUAUUUCAUUAUAAAGUACGACUACAACUGGAUAAGCUACUUGCAAUUCGUCUAGAGUUUGGCAAAAUGAAAUUCUUAUUGUUGUUAAUUAGUUAUAUUUACUUAACUUCGUACGAAGUGGAUGCACAUGGAUCAGGAGCACCCGAAAGUACUUGUAAAUCAAUGAAUCCAAAACAUGGUGCAACUGCUCAGACAAUACCUGCCCCUUACGAAGUAUCUGUAAAACCUUUAAAUGGACAGUUCGAAGUAUCUAUAAAGUCAAAAAAUUUCAAUAAAUUUAGAGGCUUCUUUCUUCAAGCAAGAGAAAAAGAUAAUCCAGAUGAGAUCGUUGAUGGAGAAUUUACUUUGCCUUCAAAUACUAAACAUGUAAAUUGUGAAAGUAGUCAGAGUGCUCUCACUCAUAACAGCAACAUUGAUAAAAAUGAAAUUACAACAGUAUGGACAUCAAGAGGUGGAUAUAAAGGAUAUAUUAUUUUCAGGGCAACAGUUGUUAAAACCGCCAAAGAAUUUUGGACAAUGGUUGAUUCAGAUCCUGUUGAAGUUUCUGACUCUCAUAUUCCUUCUACUGUUACUACAAAGAAACCUAUGUCUGAUAAAUCGCUUUUAACGUAUGAUGAGUGUGGUGGAACAAAAGGAUGUUUUGGAAUGCCUGAAAAAUGUAUUGAAAAUAAAAACUGUGAUAUAUUGUUUUCUCAUGCCUAUGAAUCUGGCAAAGAUUUGGUAGAGUUUGAAAUCAGUACUAAAGUUGAUUCAAUUUCUGGACAUUGGAUAGCUGUUGGGCUAUCUGAGGAUCAACUCAUGGGUUCAGACAGUGUUGGAGAUUGUGUUGUUGCUAAUGGCAAACCAUCUUUUCACUAUUCAUGGAAUGAAGAUAAAUCAAAUGCAAUUAGAAAUAAGAUUUCUGGAAUUGAAGUUGUUAGUGCUACACUUAAAGAUGGUAUUCUGAGCUGUAAAUGGACAAGAGAAAUAAGCUUGGUUGAAAAUGGAAUUUCAUUUGAUCUGAUAAAUAAUAAAUAUUAUCUUCUUCUGGCUAAUGGACCUUUGGAGUCAUUGUCACCAAUUAUAAAAAGACAACAUGAUUCUACCUUAUAUUCAAGUAGCAAAGUAAAUUUGACAAGUAUUAGUAAUAUUACUGGAAGUAGCAGUUUUGCACCAUUAUUCAAAGCACAUGGAAGUCUAAUGAUAAUAGCCUGGGCUGGAUUAGUCAGUAUUGGUAUUCUUUUGGCAAGACAUUAUAAAGAUGCCUGGGAUGAAAAAACACUGUGUAAUGUGAAGAUUUGGUUUGCACUCCAUAGAGCUUUUAUGGUUACUGCUGUUCUAAUGAUUGUAACUGCUUUUAUAUUGGUAUUUGUGUAUCUUAAACAAUGGACUAAUAAGGCAACAACACAUGCAAUUCUUGGUUGUGUAGCUACAGGAUUUGCUGUUUUACAGCCUAUUGGAGCACUUUUCCGUCCAGGACCAACAGAUUCCAAACGUCCAAUUUUUAAUUGGUUGCAUUGGAUGGGUGGAAAUGCAGGAUUUAUAUCGGCAAGUAAGUAUAGCAUUAAUUUUAAUAAUGCAGGGUGUUCUGCUCAAAGGUACCCAAUUUUGAUUUGACUAUAGAAAAUUAAC
Centruroides sculpturatus (bark scorpion) is the source of this 1754-nucleotide messenger RNA. Its product is annotated as putative ferric-chelate reductase 1 homolog. The record is from RefSeq and is a predicted model, not a curated record. The transcript has 13 exons. The coding region runs from base 210 to 1739 and encodes 509 amino acids. Lineage: Eukaryota; Metazoa; Arthropoda; Arachnida; Scorpiones; Buthidae. Gene Ontology annotation, molecular function: oxidoreductase activity, acting on metal ions.